AUGGCUUAUGCUGCUGUGAUUUCUCUUAAACAGACAAUCGAGCGCCUUCUAAAUUCUUCUCAAAUAUCCCUCGUUCCACCUUCAAAGAAAUUCAUAAAAUCUGCAUACAAACAUGUUCAAUCCUUACAAGAAGCCCUCAAAAGAUUCGACAGCUGCAAAAACAACAACAACGAGAGAGUGAAUGCUUUGGAUGAUGAAAUCGGAGAGAAAGUACGCAAAUUCGAAGAUUUAAUCGAAUCUCAUCUCUCGAAUCAGUUUCUUUCUCAAUACGAACAAAGCCAUGACGAAGAUCAUGAGAUCAGUCAUCCAUCGAUACUCUCCGUGGAAACGGAGGAAUUAAAGCAAGAGACUGAUUCCUUCAACGAAACAGUCAAGAAGAUGGAAUGCGAGUACAUUCACGAACUCAACAACUCAGCCUGUGAAGAAGAAGAUGCCGUUUUAUCAAGAAUUGGUUCCCGUGGAAAAAAGUCAAAGAUGGUUGGACUUUCUGAUCAAUUUCGAGAAAUCCAAAUGCGGCUUCUAGAUCUAACGGCAGACCCAUAUAAUUACUACACGUCUGUCUCUCUCGUUGGAAUGGCGGGCAUUGGUAAGACUACUCUUGCUAUGGAACUUUUUGAAGAUCCAUUAAUCUCGAGCCAUUUUGACUGUCGAGCUUUUGUCAACGUAGGCCAAAAGUAUGAGCUAAAAUCGGUCUUGCAAAGUAUUCUAGCUCAAAUGAAUCCUGAGAUUGAGGAAGUUCUCAAAGGAGGUUUGAGAUCAUUGUAUGACUUGAAAAGAAUGAUGUACCCAAAUUUCAAGGGCAAGAGAUACUUGAUUGUGUUGGAUGAUGUAUGGAAUAAUCAGGUGUGGGGAGAUUUGAGGAGGUUGCUUCCAAACAACAAAAACGGAAGUCGAGUCUUGCUGACAAGUAGGCUACAACUAGUACCUUACUAUGUUAGCGAUAGUAAUAAUUACCAAAUUCGGUUGCUGAAUAAAGAAGAAAGUUGGGAUCUUCUUCGUCACAAGUUGUUUGGUGAAAUGCCUUGCCCUCUCGAUCUUGAGAGAGCUGGAAAGAAGAUUGCCGAAAAUUGCGAAGGUCUUCCUCUUCUAGUCGUCAUAGUUGCCGAGAUACUAUCUAAAGCUGACCGAACUCCAAAGUACUGGAAACAAGUAACAGAGAAAGAAGAUGCAGUUUUCAUGGAUGCAAAGGAUCAAAUACUUAAGGUACUAUUUUCAAGCUAUGAAUACUUACCUCAACAUUUAAAAGCGUGCUUUCUUUAUAUGGGAGUUUUCCCUGAAAAUUACGAGAUUCCUCGCUCCAAGCUCAUCAAUUUGUUGAGUGCCGAGGGAUUUCUCGAACCAGUUGCUCCAUCAAGAGCCAUCGAAUCGUUUUCAAUGGAAUGUUUGGAGGAGCUUGUUUCGAAAAACCUUGUUACCGUCCAUCAAAAGAGGUCCAAUUCGCCUUAUAAUUCACUAUACAAUUUCAAAACUUGCGGUCUCCAUUCUGUCUUUUGGCAUUUAUGUAAGAGAGAAGCUGAGAAGAACAAAUUUUCCCGUGUCGUAAAUAGUUAUGACACUAAUUUAGGAGAGGGUAUAGAACACCAGCGCCGAUUGUGCAUCCACAAAAGUAUUCUAUUUGCCAACAAAGAUGUGUACGAGUCCAUAGCAUCCAUUUCAAACACGCGUUCACUCCUAUGUUUUGGUGCGUAUCACAAAUAUCCGGUACCUAUUUGUUUGGAAUAUUUAAUUUUGUUGAGGGUAUUUGAUGCUCUUACAAUCCGUAUGUACGAGUUCCCAAUGGAAGUACUGAAACUAGUUCAGCUAAGGUACCUUGCCCUCACUUAUGACGGAAAUCUCCCUCCUUCAAUAUCCAAACUUCGAAACCUUCAAUUCUUGAUUAUCCUUCGACAUUUAAACAUCAUUAAAUCUUGUAUAAAAUCGUCGUAUUUGCCAAUGGAGAUAUGGGAUAUGCAAGAACUAAAGCAUCUUCAGAUCACAGGAAGCAAUCUCCCCGAUCCUUGUGGAGCUAUCUUACAAAAUCUCUCAACACUUUUAGAUAUAAGCCCCCAUUGUUGUAGAAAGGAGAUUCUUGAAAGAAUCCCUCGUCUAGAAAAGCUAGGAAUCCGAUUCGAUUUGGCACACGAUCACGAUGCUAAAUCAUUAAACUGGUUCGAUGCUGUUUCUAAUCAUACACGAACAGUGAAAUGUGUCGUUGUGAAUCCUAUUCCUAAGUCUGAGGUUGUUGUGGGCCCACCAGCUCCGCUUUUCACUAAUAUAUAUUCGAGACUUGCAAAGUUGAGUUUGAGUGGGUUCGGAUAUCCAUGGGAAGACAUAAGCAAGAUUGCUUCAUUGCCGUGCCUUCAUGUGUUGAAACUGCGACGCUACGCCUUUCGAGGGGCGAAAUGGGAAACUCAAGACAAGUCGUUUCGAUCGCUUGAGGUACUUUUAAUUGAAGACUCUGAUCUGGUUGAAUGGACGGCCGGAUUUAAGACGUUUCGAUGUCUUGAGCACUUAACAUUGAAAAACUGCCACAAACUAGAACAGAUUCCUCGGGAUUUAUAUAUUCGGCUAAAUAUAGAGUUGGUUGACUGUAACGCUUCAGCUGUGGCUUGUGUAAAGCAAAUGCAAGAGGAGGAGCGGAAAAAAGAUAGAAAUUUCCCUAAAGUCUAUGUCUAUUCUUCUGUUUAA
Erythranthe guttata (spotted monkey flower) is the source of this 2667-nucleotide messenger RNA. The record is from RefSeq and is a predicted model, not a curated record. Lineage: Eukaryota; Viridiplantae; Streptophyta; Magnoliopsida; Lamiales; Phrymaceae.